AUGCUGGCUCUCCCCCUCACAUCAUCAGCCGCCUCGCUCGAUGUCCUCAAAUUCAAAAACUGGGACCUCCACAUCCUAGCCCCCGGAUGCAACCCGAACAACUCCAACUUCGACAUCUCCCUAUAUCACCGGUCCGGCAUCACAGGAAAUACCUGUACGUCCCUGAUCGACGACUCCAAUCCCGAUAGAACCAAGGCGGAGACGAUCUCAUGGAAGAGCCCCAUCGCCUCGCAUUACGAUCUGUGCACCUUUCGCGAUGGAAACUGUUCGAAGGACUCGUUUAUCGAGGCUGUGAGGAGUUUGAAAUUUUUAUUUGAAUCUGGUGUGGCUAUGCUCUGA
Messenger RNA from Aspergillus tanneri, 339 nucleotides. RefSeq lists its product as uncharacterized. The record is from RefSeq and is a predicted model, not a curated record. Lineage: Eukaryota; Fungi; Ascomycota; Eurotiomycetes; Eurotiales; Aspergillaceae. Bases 1 to 339 code for a protein of 112 amino acids. The transcript has 3 exons.